AUGUCCUCAGCAAACAGAACAAUCGAGAUCCAAGCGGACUCGGAGUUGAUGAAAAACCAAAAGCAUGCUGCAAUAAUGGGCCGCCAGCAAGACUUCCAGUCCCUUCAGACGCGCGACGGAGAUGCCAUAUUCUUUUCAAUCGGGACUGACGGAAUCUUCUACGUCACGCGCGAGGCGCGAGCAUCUAGCAAUGGCUGGUCUCGUAAAGACCUUUCUUCAUCGACUUCAGACUCCGGAGCAGGUGCGGCAAAGGCCAAGUCCUUUACGGUUUCUCAAGACCCCGGCAGCUUGUCAAUCAAUAUCGCAUGCGUCAUGACUAAAGAAGGCAACGAUACACUCUACCUGUCCCAGGGUAACUCCAUUGACAGUGAUCAAUGGGCAACGGGAGUCGUGUGGCAGAGUGUCCCUUUUGAUGCUACUUCCGAUUCUGCACCAUCACCGUUCCUCAUCUCCGAUGUGUACAUGUUGACCCAGAAGGCCGACCAGGGCUCGGGAGACCUGACAAUGUUUGUGGACAUUGUUGAGACGCCCAAAAAUCAAUUCAAACUUCUCCAACGCUAUUACAUCGAGCCCGAAUCUCAAACGAAAUGGAUCAGGCACUCGCUACCAAAUGAUAUCGAGCAAGGGUCCAUUUCUAGCUGCUUGGGCCGACGUGAAGGCGAUGAUGUGGAUGGUAUAUACACACUGGGAAAGAUUGGAGGAUCACAAAGUCUCAUGUUCAAGCCCAAAAAGGAUCCCUGGUCUCCGCACAUCGAACCACCAUCUGCACGCUUAAAUUCUCCAUCAGGUGUGACAGCACUAUCUUCAUGUCUUACGAAGGAUGGGCUAUCAAAUCUUUUUGUGGCCGCUGAUGAUGGUCUUUUCCUAUUCGAGGCAGGCCCGCAAAAGAGCGACGUGGAACCCACUCUGAUCAUCCCAUCAUCCCCUGCCGGCAAAACCAAUACCUUUUCCGGAGCCACUUGUUUGAGAACCAGUACCAUUGGCACUAGAACGGCAGUUUGGGGUUUGAAUGAGCAGUUGGAUCUGAUAUAUACCACCUGCUUGACCGGCGAGGAGCCCAAGCCAGACCAGUGGUCACCGCCGAUGCGAAUUAGCUCUGGAGUGGCUCAAUUCGCAUUUUACCUCAACAUUCAGGUCUCAGCAAAUGUUGUGUUUGCCUUGAUUGGGGAUAAAAGGCUACUACAGCUCAAUCAAGAUCCAUCCUCCGGUGACUGGACUCAACGAAGCAUUACCUUGCCAGCCACCGAGCUCAAUGAGAUAUUUGAAGUCAACACCUUCACGACCCAUAUCAAGUGUACAGACCAAAACGGAACACCGGCAGCUCGCAGCAAGAUCUUCCUCCGUGCAAAACAAGAAACGCAAGCCACUGUGAAUGGUCUAUACUACAAGCUCAGUCCGGAUUCUCAGCUUGAAAUCGAGGCAGAUAUCACUGGCACUUUGACUAUCAUCCAGGAGACCCAUUCAUUGUCUGCAGCUACUAUCCAGCUCACUUCAGGAGACCAAACUCUCACAAUUGAUCCAAAUUCCAAGAUUUCUGAACGACUUUCUACAGUGAAAUCGGGAAGCGAUCUGAGCAAAGUCCGUGUCACAGACUCCAAAGGCCACACAAGCCCGCUUGUUCCUUCUGAUGUGUCUCAAAAUGACCAAGAAGUAGUUGCUAAGUCUUUAUCGAGACUACUGGAGAUACAGUCUACACUGCCUGAUGAGGGCUCUGAUAAAACCUUCGCCCUCGCCGCCCCACCACAAGACAAGCCUGUUCUGUGGGCAGUUCUCAGUGAUUCGCACCAGCUUCACUUUGUGGAAGACAGUCAUGCACUUUGCAAUAUGAGUGCGGCCAGUAGUCCUGCUCUUUAUACAUUGAUGUCCUCAGCAAGCCUAUCAACGCCCGCGGAUGCGAUCUUCACAGUUGCUGGAGAUUUGUUUUGCUUUUUGAAAGAUGCAUGGGAAGAUGUGAAAGAAUUCGUCGUCAGAAAGACAUCGGAAUUCUGGGAAAUCCUCGUUUUCAUCGGCGGGAAGGUUUACAAGGCCCUUCUCAACUCUGUCAGUGCUGUGUACAGUGCAAUUGAGUUUUUGUUCAACAAAAUAAAGGUUUUCUUUGAAAAGCUGGUGGCAUGGCUGGGCUUUAUGUUCAACUGGGGUGAUAUUCUGCGAAGCCACCGAGUUGCCAAAAACAUGAUCAAACUGUAUGCAGGGAGAGCAGUGGACAAGAUCGAUGAUCUACGCAAAAAUGUCCAGACUGGGUUUGAGGAUCUACGAUCGUUUAUCAAUGGAAACUCGUGGCAGAGUCUGCAAGAUGGAGGAGAGACAAUUGGACAGCAGCAGAAAGGGAACACAUCCAGAUUAUCAGGAGCUGAUAGCCCUCAAAGCAACUGGAUCGUUUACCACACCAACAAUGGUCUUACAUCUGCAGAAUCAGAACCCAGAGGAACCUUUUAUGGCAUGAACAAGGGCGCUGCUCAAAGUUUGCUCGAAAUCCUGGAAGAUGCGUUCAACGAAGAAAAAGAAAACCUCAAUGAGGCUAUGGAAGCUCUUCGGAAGAGGGUCAUCUACCGAAUCCAUCACAUGUCUCCAAUACAGGCAAUUCAAGAGUGUCUCAAAAUACUCGCCACAUUCCUGGUUGGUGCUACCGAGAUCAUUGUCCUGAAGCUUCUAGAUUUGGUGAAAUUGUUUGUAUCUGCUCUUCUUGAUCUUCUCGAUGCUCCUCUCAAUAUUCCGAUCAUCUCUCCAAUAUAUAAGUGGAUCACGGAUGGAGACCAGCUCUCGUGUUUGGAUCUCGUCUGCCUGGUUACUGCAAUUCCCGGGACGCUGAUCUAUAAACUGGCUACCAACAGUGUACCAUUCCCGGAUGAUCCCUUCACCCAGUCUUUGAUCGAUGCGUCAACCUUUUCCGAAUUCUCCGCCUUGCUAUUGGAGCCGGACUCAUCAAUGGUGUCUUUAGCUGCCAAUGCACCAGACCAAGCCGCAGAGGCUCCAGACCAAGCCGCAGAGGCUCCGAGUGGGGCGAAAAGGUUGACGACCUAUCUCAAGGUGUCCGCCAUAUGGGUUGGCGCAGUGAGUGUUGGUUUCGCCGCCCUCAAACGUGAAGGAGAGAUCUCUGGGCAGGCUGUCAACUACUUUGCCGUGGCCCUAUGGUUCGCCGAAAAGGCCCCAGGGAUCUCAGCGAAUUUUCCGUGGCCACCGGGUAAAUGGGUUAUUGUGGGCGAUAUAAUGAUGACGGUAGGAUUAUGCAAAGUCCUCGCGGAUAAUAUCGGUCUUCCUUUCAUUGAGAGGAACCCAAUCUGGAAAGACUUUAUCUCGCCCGGGGCUGGGACGAUCCUCUCAGCCGUGGCUCUCGUUCCUGCAAUCGCCGGAUACGCCGAGAAAAAGAAUUACAAGUUGAGCGAUCAUAUCAGCGCGGCCGCGAUCGCGAUUUCUGCUGGCUGUAGCUUGACCUCAAGUGGUAUGACUGCUGGAUCGGGGGUGUGUGCGAUAAACGAGGCUGAGACUGCUGCCAGAGAGUUCCUCACCCUUGUGGUCAAACAUGUGAUGGAUGGAGCCAAGUCAGCCGCACUGAUCGAAGAGAUAAUUAUCCCAGCGUGCGACUCGAUCAAACGGGAAAUCGAGAACAAAACUAGGGAGCUACUCAUGCCCCACCAGACAGGGCAUCCGAUUACUUACAAUCACUACUUCACAGAAACCCUGCAGAAGAUCCGGGCUGAACGCCAGGAAGAUGAUCUUGCCAAGACCUUAAAGCGGUUCUUUGUGGUUGACAAUCUGAGGCAGCCUUACCACGUAGAACACUCAAUCAACCUUGAACAACUUCUUAAAUCACUGUUGCAUCAAUCCGAACCAGAUAUGGUGCGAUUUGCAUCGAUUGAAGCCCUAGACUGUAUGCUAGCUUACUACAAGUUCAAGGGUAGACAGGUCGCUCUGAAACGGUUGGUUGAUGAUAUUGCCAACCAAGUUGUGGAAGAUAAACUCAUGUUCUCGCUGUCCGGCAUUCUAUCACCAGUGACAGUGUUCGAUAUGCCGGCGAAUCUUAUCAUGAGAAUUGCUGGGGAGUCAAAGGAAAGUCAAAUAAUAUGUGAGCAGCUCAAUAAGAAACUCUUAAUCUUGACCAAGGGCUCGGAGACGGGCAGACGGUUUGUUAGGACCAAGGCCGACGAAGGCAGCCUCGAUCCUCUACUAGUGGAUGGCCACCUGACAAGGGAGAGUAGUUAUGGAUCCAUAUGUGAAGACCUGAGAUCGGAUACGGAAGAACCUGAUUUUUCUGACUCGCCGGAUGAACGAGUKGACCCCCCUGAGGCUCUAGAUGAGGCCGAUGACCAAACCGUGCCGACUUAUUCAGAGGAGAAAAUCAACGCAGGCGUUAAGUCUAUAAAGAAGACGACCAAGAAGAAAAUAGAAAAGGUCGAUAUCGAUGUCAAUGAGCAGCAGGCUUUACGCAGCUUUGCAGCGCCAUAG
Aspergillus pseudoviridinutans is the source of this 4443-nucleotide messenger RNA. RefSeq names its product putative dynamin GTPase. Bases 1 to 4443 code for a protein of 1480 amino acids. Lineage: Eukaryota; Fungi; Ascomycota; Eurotiomycetes; Eurotiales; Aspergillaceae. The record is from RefSeq and is a predicted model, not a curated record. The transcript has 6 exons.